AUAAUCACCACACUGCCAUCCGUCGUCUUGGCGGAAGUGCUGCCUGGAAAAAACAACACAUAGCUAGCGCAGCUGUUAGCAAAAGCUAAAGAAAUGUGUUAGCAACUAUUGAUAUUAAAGUAGGGUUGGAUUUGACCGCAGCAUACCACAUAGUAUCUAUUCACCCCCAUGGCUAUGGGAGAGGCAAUGGGAAGAGUUUUGGUUACACACAGAGUGGCUUGUCCACCAAGAUCAUCAGCAGGCACUGGAGCACAGAUAACACCUCCAAACUGAUUAACCAUGAUCCCCAUCACUGAGCUUCGGUACUUUGUGGACACACAGCCGGCAUACCGCAUCCUUAAACCAUGGUGGGAUGUGUUCACAGACUACAUCUCCAUUGUUAUGCUAAUGAUUUCAGUGUUUGGGGGGACACUGCAGGUCACCCAGGACAAGAUGAUCUGCCUGCCCUGCAAAUGGGUGGUCAAUGAGACCUGCAAAAAGAACUUCAAUGCUACCCUCUCCGAAUCAUUGUUCACGGAACCCAAAGGAAUCCAGUAUGAUCUUGAUCGCCACCAGUACAACUAUGUGGAUGCUGUGUGCUAUGAGAAUAGACUGCACUGGUUUGCCAAGUAUUUCCCUUACCUAGUAUUACUCCACACUCUUAUUUUCCUAGCUUGCAGCAACUUUUGGUUUAAGUUUCCACGGACAAGUUCCAAACUAGAGCACUUUGUAUCCAUCUUGCUGAAAUGCUUUGACUCUCCAUGGACGACGAGGGCACUGUCGGAGACAGUGGUUGAAGAGAGUGACCCAAAACCAAUGAAAAUGAACGGCUCAAUGGACCACAAGGAGUCCGUUAUCAGUGAGGAUGUCGAAGCAAGUGUUCCUAUGCUCCAAAGGACAAAAACACGCUUUGAGCAGGGCAUUGUAGAUAGAACAGAAACUGGGGUUUUGGACAAGAAAGAGGGUGAACAAGCAAAAGCCUUGUUCGAAAAAGUCAAGAAGUUCCGAAUACACGUUGAGGAAGGAGACAUCGUGUACAGACUGUACAUCCGUCAGACUAUCAUCAAAGUCAUCAAGUUUAUAUUUAUAAUCUGCUAUACAGGGUAUUAUGUGCACGACAUUAAGUUCAGUGUUGACUGUUCAGUAAAUAUAGAGAGCCUGACCGGUUACAGUGUGUACCGUUGUGCCCACCCGCUGGCUACACUUUUUAAAAUCCUAGCCUGUUUCUACAUUAGCUUAGUAAUGGUGUAUGGUUUGAUCUGCAUGUACACGCUUUGCUGGAUGCUUCGGCGUUCUCUCAAGAAGUAUUCCUUUGAGUCGAUACGGGAAGAGAGCAGCUACAGUGACAUACCAGAUGUUAAGAAUGACUUUGCAUUCAUGAUGCACAUGAUCGAUCAGUACGACCCUCUGUAUUCUAAACGAUUCGCUGUCUUCCUCUCGGAAGUCAGCGAGAAUAAGUUGAGGCAACUUAACCUCAACAAUGAGUGGACACUAGACAAGCUCCGGCAGAGGAUUACCAAGAACUCUCAGGAGAAGUUGGAGUUGCACCUUUUCAUGCUAAGUGGCAUCCCGGACACAGUUUUUGACCUGAUGGAGCUGGAGGUUCUUAAACUGGAGCUCAUCCCCGAUGUCACCAUCCCGCCGAUCAUCGCACAGCUGAUCAACCUGCGAGAGAUGUGGCUGUACCACACACCGGCCAAAAUCGAAGCUCCUGCUUUGGCGUUUUUGCGAGAGAACUUGAAGUCCCUGCACAUCAAGUUCACUGACAUCAAAGAGAUUCCUUUAUGGAUCUACAGUCUGAAGAAUCUCAGCGAGCUUCACCUGACAGGGAAUCUGAGCGCCGAGAACAACCGUUACAUUGUCAUUGAUGGGCUUCGGGAGCUCAAGAGGCUCAAAGUUCUCCGUCUAAAGAGCAAUCUCACCAAGCUACCUCAGGUGGUGACCGAUGUGGGCAUGCACCUCCAGAAGCUUUCCGUCAAUAAUGAAGGCACCAAGCUGAUGGUGCUCAACAGCUUGAAGAAGAUGGUUAACCUGACAGAGCUGGAGCUCAUUCGCUGUGAUCUAGAACGCAUACCACACUCAAUCUUCAGCUUGCACAACUUGCAGGAGAUCGAUUUGAAGGACAACAACCUUAAGACCAUCGAGGAGAUCAUCAGCUUCCAGCACCUUCAUCGGCUAGUCUGCCUUAAGCUCUGGUACAACCAGAUUGCCUAUAUCCCCAUCCAGAUUGGCACACUGACCAACCUUGAGAAACUUUACCUGAACAGAAACAAGAUCGAGAAGAUGCCCAGCCAGUUGUUUUAUUGCCGCAAGCUGCGCUUCUUGGACCUGAGUCAUAACAACCUGACCUAUAUCCCGGCAGACAUUGGCUUCCUCCAGAAUCUCCAGUACCUGGCAGUGACCGCUAACAGGAUCGAGAGCCUGCCUAAUGAGCUGUUCCAGUGCAAAAAGCUUCGCACUUUGAACUUGGGAAACAACUGCCUGCAGUCUUUGCCAUCGCGGUUUGGAGAGCUGACCGGGCUGACACAGCUCGAACUGAGAGGAAACCGUCUGGAGUGUCUGCCCGUGGAGCUGGCCGAGUGCCGACAGCUAAAGAGAACCGGCCUCGUGGUGGAGGAGGACCUCUUCAACACCCUGCCCACGGAGGUCAAGGAACAGUUAUGGAAAAGUGACAAAGAACAGGCUUGAACUGUGGCUGUGAGAUAAAAUGGAUACUGUCCGAGUGGGACCUGACACAGGCUGUAACGCCUAUACUGUCCCAGAAGGCUUGUUGCAGCAGACAAGAGUACUGCUGCAGUGUACUGCCAGUAAGGUUGGGUAUCAAGAACCAGUGACAAGUAAGCAUAAUCAAAAUAUUGAUGGAUUCAGGUUGUUAUCUUAAUUCAUGACUGUGCAGUUGAGUUUCCUUCCUUUACAAACAACCCCUCAGGCCUCCACAAUACAACCCAGUGAUGAUGCUUUCCAGCAGUAAUGUAGCAGUGGCAUUAUGAACAGCAAGAUUAGUGGACACGUUAUGCAUUUCAGGUAUGGUGGAUAAUUUAAGUAUGAAAACCUAAAGGCAGUUCACAGUGUCUAUAAUAUCAGACUUUGUUUAAUCAAGAUAGAAUACACAAAUUGUCCAUUUCCCAAUUAACUUGCUAGAAGGGUGUGGCAUGGACCAAAAGGAACAUUUAGUUUUAUUUUUCACUUUUUUGAUAUUUUCCAGAUGGGAAAAUAAACCCUUUGCCGCGGUCUGCGCUCUCCGGUUAUCAAUUUAGUUCAUCUUGAAAUCAUGACAAGCUGGAAGCUUUUUUAUUCUAACAAUUAAAUGUUUCACUUAUAAUAUCUUACAAGUCUUUCGAUCAAAGCAACACAUUUGAUAUAUUGUUGCUAAUUGUUGAAAUAAUGAAAGUUUAGUGAUUCAGGGGUGCAUUUCUUAAUGUGGAAGGAUCACUCAGUCAACAGUCUCUUAUGUUGUUGAGACUGAAGAUUUGCCUUUGAUUGGCCUGAGUCUUGGUAGCAGCACAACAUGUGGUAUUAAACUACACUAAACACUAAAAAGUGCAAUCGUACAUGGAGCCAGUUUACGUGCGGGGGGGGGGGGGUUGAAGAUGGCCACUUUUUGCAGAAAGUUGUGUAACGUGUUUGACCUAGCACUAACACAAUUAGUUAUUCUACUUAAUGCAGACUAAUUGACUAGCAUUACAAGAUAGCCCUCCCAUAAAAGGACAUUUGUGGAGCCUCUCAUCGACGAGCAGAUACCCAACCCUAUCUGCCAGUAUACUGCUCAGUGGGAACAACAUCUAUUUCAUGGUUAUGCUGCAUCCACAUUGUAAGUAAUUGCACAGAACAAACCGAACCAAUCUUAGGAACAUGCUGAAGAUGUUUUGAAUGAGAUGAGUUAUGUCUGCAUCAAAUCAUUUGAAUGAGGUUUAUACAGGAUGACACUAUAUUGACAUUGAAAAGAGCCACCAAGUAUAAGUGAUGUGCUUAAAACAGAAGCAGAUGCUUACCUGAAACACUAGACUAGUUUAUUUCUCUUUCUGUGGUGGCUAUGACGCACAUAUCCACUGGCAUGCCCUGAUAGUUGAGAUUUAUGCAGAUAGCAAGUUCAUUUCCAAACAUCUCCUAAAAUCUCUGUUAUGAACACCUGGCCUUCAUUUUAUUUUUAUUUGUUAUAACAGUGUAAGUGUGUAGUUAUUCUUUUAAUUAAAUGUCACUGAAUUGCAUUGUUCAAAACAUAUUGCAAUAUUCAGUGUAGAUGUUUCCCCUGCAGUUACAUUACAUAUUUAAUCUAAAGCUAUUGAAACUGCUAUAUUGGAUGAAAAUAUAAUAACCAGUUAUUUGUGUGAAAGAACAAUGCAAUAAGGUCCAAAGGUCAUUUCUGAAACUUCAUUUCUGUGUUACAUUUGAGCUUCUACCUCAAAAAGCUUAACACUUUUAAGAAACAAGAUACAUUCCACCAGAUGUAAAGAUAAAUUAUAGUUUCUACAAAUUCAUCCUACAUAUUGGCAAGAAAUAUGAAAUGGCAGUUACCCUUUCACAUGAUCUUUUUUUUUUUUCAUCACUUUCUUUUCCUUUCCUCUCUGUGACCAUACUUGACUCCAGGAAUCAAGUUGGGCAGAUAAAAGAUACAUAUGUUGUCUCAAUGUUUUAGUGACACGUUAUAAGAAAUUAAGUUUGAUUUAGAUUUGAAUAUUUAUGCCAGGCAUUUGUAUUGUGUAUCAUAUGGAAACCCAUCUUCACCAGGUAGAAGUAAUAUCCUAUUUUGUUUAAUGUUCAUCAAUGGGUUGUUUAAAAUUGAACUCAAAGGAAGUCCUGGGUUGCCACCAUCUAGAAAGUAAAAUCAUAUUAUUUUCUCAUUGAUUGGACAUAACUUGGUGACGUCAUCUGUUGAUUUAUAUUAUUCAUAGUUUUGGGAAAUGUUUUUCAUUAUUAUUGUAUGUUUUGUGCUGUCAUGCAUGGGCCUCCAUACUUUUCAGCACUGAUCUAAUUGUUUUUCAAAUGUUCUGGUUUCAAAGUUUGUGGACUUUUUGAGAAAUGUUUCAUUUUUGUUUGCCUGAUAAUGACUUUUCUGCAAUUGUGUUUUGCCACCGUAAGCAGCACCUUGCUAACAAUGCUAAAAACAAGAUCAAUGCACAGCUCUGACGCAGCAAAGCACACAAUACGGGCUCUUAUGUAUACCCGAGAACAAAAUAUGAAAUCAGUUUAUGUUUUAAUAAACCUAACUGCAAAGAAAACCUGGAGAGUAGCAAUAUACAGUGACAUAACUGCAUUGAAAAGCAUAGGAAUACUUUAAACUAUGUACAUUUAUUUAAUUAACAUGUUUCACUAUGCGAUAUUGUGCAAUAUUGCCUUCAUUUAAACUAUGUAAUAGUAAGUGAUGUAGAAUGUGCAUUCUUUUGUCCUGCUUUUGCACUAUAGCAUCUCUCCCACAUGUUAACGCAAAUGCAAAUGAUGGUAUACAACACAUGUUUUCUGAUUAUUCUAUAUGGAAAGGUUUGACUAAAUAACUGCCAGGCAUAAGAUUGAAAUUAUAUUAGAUAGGUAUGUCACAUUUUAUUUGAAAGUAUUUCCCUUUACGUCACAGCUGGAGCAUUUUAAAUAGCACACUCAGCAAUACACCACAGACUAAGACAAUCAACUACUCUAUGUUAAGUGUGUCAGUGAACACUGCAAGUAAAGGGUCAGUACAUUAAAAGGACUUUGUGUAGGUUGCUAGGGACAUUUUAUAGAUUAGCUUUUGAUCUCAUUGUUAAUAUUUUGUUCGGUCUUUCCCUCCUUUUUUAUGAUUUUGACUAAUGUUUUUAUUUUUAUUUUGACAGCUAUUAGUAUUAUACAAUAUAACUAAAUUUCUCAGGAAGCCAGCUAGUACUCACUUCUGUUUUGAGUUAAUUGCCUAUUUUUGAUUACACCUGGUCUUUUUUAUUAAUUUAAACAAUUGUUUUAUACAGUUACAGUUUUAUAUGCAUUUCUAUACAUUCUUUUUCUAGUUUGGUGUGUUUAAUAUUGACUGCUGGCUCAAACUAAAUGUUUGUGUUUUUCAAGACACUUGGUUUAACGUUGAUUCUGUGUUUUCCUCAAUGACCAUUUACAAAGUGAGCUGUAGUGUUUCAGAACGAUGGUCAGCAUGGAUGAAGUGUGUAUGAUAGUGUUAUCCAUGUGUAUGUAUGUAUGUUGGCGUGAUGAGACCCUCACUCCACGAUGUUCAUCUCUUAAAUGCAAUGUUCUUGGGUACAAAUUCUUUUUUUCAAUGUUUCCCAACUCUAAUCUUUAUUUGUCCUUAAUAAGAAAUGUCAUCAGUGUAUCGGUAUUGACAAGAAUGAUGUUACAGUGAGUGUUCUGUUUGAGCAUGUGUCCCAUCAUCUCCUACACCGCAUCCCCUCCAGAUAAAACUAAAUAAACUUGGUUGACCUAA
Gymnodraco acuticeps is the source of this 6376-nucleotide messenger RNA. RefSeq names its product leucine rich repeat containing 8 VRAC subunit Ab (gene lrrc8ab). Gene Ontology annotation, molecular function: protein binding. NCBI's taxonomy places the organism in Eukaryota, Metazoa, Chordata, Actinopteri, Perciformes, Bathydraconidae. The record is from RefSeq and is a predicted model, not a curated record. Bases 280 to 2667 code for a protein of 795 amino acids. The transcript has 4 exons.